UCCAACAUGGCAGCCGAAGUUCCACAACAACCGGUGAAAAAAACUUUAUCAAAAAAUCUCAUGGAAAUGAAGUUCAUGAAAAGGAAAGCAGAAACAGACUAUCGUCGCCAGCUCGAAGAAGAACGACAGCGUGCCAUCGAAGAAUCACAUUGGGUGCUGAAUGGACAAGAACAAGAAGAUAGAAGUUGCAUUGAAUUUGAACCAAGUUAUGUACAAUGUGAAGAACUUUACCCAAAUGGAAGGAUGUCUUUUAAAAACUUUAACCCAACAGUUGAAAAAAUGUUUAAAGAAAUGAUAGCUGAAGAAGAUUUAGCACAAUCAGAGGCAAGAGAAAGGGAAGAAACUGUCUCUGAUGAGGAGAUGGCUCAAAGAUAUGAAAACCUUGUGGGAACAGUAGCCAAGAAAUUCACAACAAAAAGGAAAAGAUCAUCAAUUGGCACGACUUGUGAACCUGACAGUCCAUGUUCAAACCAACCAUCAAAGAAAAUGAAACAUGGAUUUAUGAAACCCAGAGACUAAAAAAAAAGUUGACGAUAAAAGUAUUGUUCACUAGUUAGCCUGAUUGUUGGACAGUUUCAGUUCCCUGUUCUUCAAUCUCAGUCAGUGUUGGUCUGUUCAAUUAUCAGUUUAGGUACUAGUGUAUUAUCUAUACAAGUUUUUACAAGUAUAAUUAUUAGUUUGAAAGAAUUAUUAGCAGAACAAGAAAGUGCUAUGAGAUCUUGGGUUGGCAUUGUUUUGUUAAUUACUGAGAUUAAUGGAUAGCAGAUAACAUUCUUAUUUAUUAUAAAAUGAAAUAGUUUAAGCCUUGUUUAUAAAUAUUGUCUACAUAGUUUUCUUUUAAACUGACAAUUUUUGAUCUGACAUAUAGAUUAAUAGUGGUGAAAUAAGCAGUGACACCACACAAGAACAUUUGUGUCUGUAUAAGGCAAGAAUUUUAAUCAAUGUUUUAAUGGUUGAAUGUGGGGCAUUGAGCACUAUGGGGUUUCAUAUAUCUUAUAAAUAAAAUCUUGACAAAGUGGUAAGAGGCUUUCAAGUGAAAGUACACCAUUGAUAAACAGAUUUUAGUUGAACUCCUAAAUUUAGAGCAUGAACAAGAAAAGUCUCAAAAAGCAUUUUUUUUGUUCCAUACAUCUACUUAAAAGUCAAUUGAUUUGAAGAAAGAAAGGAAACUAGUGUGUCGUAGUAUUCAAAUAUUGGAAGUUUUUCAAGCAAAGAAAUACAUUUUUUAUAGUAUCCAUUAAAGCUGGGUGAUGGUUCGUAUGAAGAAUGAUGAGCUCCAUUUUGCUUUCAGUGAGAUUUUAAUAGCCUUCUUCUAUACCUUCUCAUAAGUACCCUAAUCUAAGAAGAAGUGAAUUUCAAUGAUUUUAAAUUAAGCAGAGUGUUAUCAGUUGGACAAAGUGCUGUCCUCAAAUGAGGUUCUCACAAACCUUAAGGGAAGACAUAAUUGAUCAUGGAGGAGACCAAGAUAAGCUAAAUAGCAAUUUGCAGCAACACUGGGUUUGAUUUGGUUUGUUUAGUCAUUGACUAUGAUUUGUCUCUGCAACAUGAUGCAUGGACCAGUUUCUGCAAUUUGCAACCAAAUGGUCAUUGCCCUAUAGCUCUCAUGUCUUUAAAUUGACACAAGUAGGUACAAGCAUUACUCAAUUUUCAUGUACUGUGAUUUUUAUUACUCUCUUCUGUACAGUCAAUGAAGAAGGAAUUUUGGCUAAAUUUGUACUUGAAAUCAUCUGACUGAGAAGAUAUGGUCAUAUUCUCUGAACUGAGUAAAAUAAUAUCAAAAUAGUACUAAAAAUGAAGAUAUUAGAUUAUUAAAUAAAUUUUCACAUAAUAACAAAAAAUGUCAAAACACUCUCUGAUCAAAUUUAAUCUCCAACCAGUGUUCUCCAGAGA
This is a messenger RNA of Pocillopora verrucosa, 1890 nucleotides long. Its product is annotated as M-phase phosphoprotein 6. NCBI's taxonomy places the organism in Eukaryota, Metazoa, Cnidaria, Anthozoa, Scleractinia, Pocilloporidae. The record is from RefSeq and is a predicted model, not a curated record. Gene Ontology annotation, biological process: maturation of 5.8S rRNA.